AUGCAUCACGUGCUCCCAUACCUCGCCCUCCUGGCAACUACAGCCUUGGCUCUCCCGGCCACAAAGCCAACAGACGACGGUUCCUGGUAUCCCAGCAAGUACGAGGGCGGCAGCAUUGGUUACGAUGAUGGAAAAUAUCAUCCUUCCUCCAAGCGCAAUGAUGAUGGCAGUUGGUACCCUGGAAAGUACGAAGGAUCUGGCACCGGCUACGAUGAUGGAAAAUAUCAUCCUUCCUCCAAGCGCAAUGAUGAUGGCAGUUGGUACCCUGGAAAGUACGAAGGACCUGGCACCGGCUACGAUGAUGGAAAAUAUCAUCCUUCCUCCAAGCGCAAUGAUGAUGGUAGUUGGUAUUCUGGAAAAUAUGAGGGAUCCGGAACAGGAUACGAUGAUGGAAAGUGGACGCCUGAGAAGUAUCCAUUAAAGCGCGACGAUGAUGGUAGUUGGCAUGCUGGAAAGUACGAGGGCUCUGGUACAGGCUAUUACGACGGGAAGUGGUCGGAGGGCAAGUAUGAGGAUGGUGAGACUGGCUACGAUGAUGGCCAGUAUCACGAUCGUGUUGAUGUUGAUGUUGGUAUUGUGAAUGGAAGCGAGUACGAGCAAGCGCGACAAGAAAAGAUAGCCAAGAACCAAGCUCUCCUCCAGCAACUGCAGCUCGACGCACAGCAAGCAGGCCUCGGCCCCAAGCGAGCCAAAGCAAAGCCCACCGCGAGCGCCGGCACCAAGCGGAAGAGGGAGGUAAAGAAGGAGAUCAAGGAAGAGGGACCGCGGCGAACGUCGUCGCGUUUGAGGGGAAUAGUGGCAGACUCGGAAGUGGCCCAUCAAAAAGCAGAAGCCGAGGCCGAAGCGUUCCAGCAGCAGCAGAUCGCAAAGAGACAGCGUGUCAGUGACGAUAUCGAUCUGAGGGAGGCGAUUGUCAAUGGCAAAAAUUGGGACCGAGCCGGAAAUUGGUUGUCGUUGGUGGGACCGGCCAACCCGGGGGAGAGGACGUUCGAUGCGCAGGAUAUCAAGGACACGAGUGAUGUGGAACUGAAGGCUCUGCGCGAACGGAUGAGUAGUCUACAGCUAUGGGAAGGCGCGGAACCCAGCAGGAUCAAAAUCACUCCCGAACGAAUCUAUGCCCUGGGCUUCCAUCCCACCGCGGACAAGGCUCUCGUGUUUGCCGGCGACAAACUCGGCAGUCUGGGUCUGUUCGAUGCCUCGCAGACUUCGCCCGAAAAGAUCAAACAGGAAGCCGAUGAUGCCGACGAAGACGGCGAUGAAGUCGACGAUGAGAUGGAACCCGCCAUCACGACGUUCAAAAUCCACACCCGCACCAUCAGCGCUUUCCAGUGUUCGCCACACGACCAAAACGCCAUCUAUUCCGCUUCCUACGACUCCUCAAUACGAAAACUCGAUCUUGGCAAAGCUUCCGCCAUUGAGGUUUAUGCCCCGGCAGACCGCAGCGAGGACCUUCCCCUCUCAGGUGUGCAAAUCGCGCACUCCGACCCCAACAUGCUCCAUUUCACCACGCUCGACGGCCGCUUCGGAAUGAAAGACAUUCGAACACCCGCCCACGAAGUCGUCGACCUCCUCCAGCUCUCGGAGAAGAAAAUCGGAGGAUUCUCUCUCCAUCCCGCCCACCCCCAUCUCCUGGCCACAGCAUCCUUGGAUCGCAUGCUCAAACUCUGGGACCUGCGAAAGAUUUCCGGCAAAGGCGAAAACCGUCUACCCCAUCUCAUCGGCGAACACGUGAGCAAACUCUCCGUCUCCCACGCAGCCUUCAAUUCCGCAGGACAAGUCGCCACCGCAUCCUACGACGACACGGUCAAAAUCUACGACUUUUCUGCUUCGGGCGAUUGGAAACCUGGAUAUGAAAUGGUGGGCGAUCAUGAAAUGCUUCCGACCACGAUUGUUCCGCACAAUAAUCAGACGGGUCGGUGGGUGACGAUUCUGCGAGCCCAGUGGCAGUUGCAACCGCAGGAUGGGAUUCAGCGAUUUGUGAUUGGGAAUAUGAAUCGUUUUGUGGAUGUGUAUACGGGAGAUGGGAAACAGCUGGCGCAGUUGGGAGGAGAUGGGAUUACGGCUGUGCCUGCUGUUGCGCAGUUUCAUCCUACGGAGGAUUGGAUUGCGGCGGGGACGGCGAGUGGGAAGUUGUGUUUGUGGCAAUGAUGAUAUGUAGUGAAGU
Molecule: messenger RNA, 2164 nt
Organism: Sphaerulina musiva SO2202
Lineage: Eukaryota; Fungi; Ascomycota; Dothideomycetes; Mycosphaerellales; Mycosphaerellaceae
Product: WD40 repeat-like protein
Exons: 3
Coding region: 1-2148 (715 amino acids)
Biological process (GO): regulation of DNA damage checkpoint
Cellular component (GO): nucleus
Molecular function (GO): protein binding; DNA binding
Source: RefSeq, a predicted model, not a curated record